This is a messenger RNA of Acanthaster planci (crown-of-thorns starfish), 3292 nucleotides long. RefSeq lists its product as uncharacterized. NCBI's taxonomy places the organism in Eukaryota, Metazoa, Echinodermata, Asteroidea, Valvatida, Acanthasteridae. The record is from RefSeq and is a predicted model, not a curated record. Gene Ontology annotation, molecular function: phosphatidylinositol transfer activity.
UCAGGCGUAUCAUACCAUUCCUCCGUGAUUAUACAAAGUAUACAUGUGUUGGUGCAAUUGUUGUGGGUGUAGGAACAGUACGUGUCGCAUUCUGGAGGUUGGGUAUGAAACUUUCCAAGUAAGCGAGUGGCUCAGUUCUAGACAUCACAUCUGGAUCCUUGAAUCUCAGAUACAAGUAGACUGUGAGCUUGAUAACUGCUUGCACAUCGAAGCGGGUUAAGGGGUACUAGUGGGAAAAUCAGUGCCCGUUUCUAAUCAGCGCUUAAAUAAGAUGGCCCCACACGGCCACCAUCACCAUGAGCCAGACGAAGAGGAACAGAGUCAGCGGCUGAACGAACUGCAGCACCGAUCGGAAGGACUGGAAGACGAAGAAGGAUUCUUGAAUGACAAAUACAAUUUAUUGAGGUACCUACGGGGCUAUGAUUGGGAUGUAGACACGGCUUAUCACAAACUCAAAGCUACGCUGGAAUGGAGGCAAGAACACCGGCCAUGGGAAGCCGACUGUAGGUACUGCGAGGAGAGACCGGGGUUCCACUCGUGGAGACAGGUUGGAAUUGACAAAUUGGGUCGACCUGUUGUGUACUCAUCAUUUGUUCAAGCUGCGAAGCACUUCACGGCCGAAGACAAUGUACAACACACGCUAUUCCUGAUGGAAAAUGCCAAGAAAUGCAUGAGACCUGAGGAAUACAGAUGGGUCUGGGUACUAGACUGCUCUGGGUUGACUCUGGCAGCUUGCAAUCCCAUUUUAGCACGUGCUGUGAACCAUGUUGUUGCCGAACAUUAUCCGGAGAGGAUGGGCUUGGUCAUUGGGGUCAACCAUGGCAUCUUCUUUGAGGGCAUCUGGAGGGGAUUCAAGCUCUUCAUCCAUCCCAGGACAGCCAGCAAGCUGCGGCUGUGCCGCGGCCAGCACGUCGACGAGACCUUCCGCGAACUCUUCCCGGACGACCUGCGGGAGUGGCUCCACCAGGAGAUAGAGCUGAACUCCCAGCGCCACGUCUCCCAGGCGCAGAUACAAUUCUGGAGGAAGCCUGAACAGGACGGGGCACAUGACCCCCGGGGGUGCCCCUCCUAUGUCAGUCAGUACAUUGACAGGUACAAUAAAGAUGUUAUCUUGGCCAAAAUCAACGGGAAUCAAACAUGCAAGGAGACAAGGAUUCAUCGACCCCAUCCCAACAUUAUGCAAGCGUUACGAGAACAGGCAACAGAAAAAGCAGCAAGCAGUACCGAAAGUGACUGAUGUAAAACACCCGAUCACCUUUUGGUGAGAGGUGGAAAGAUGGAGUCAGACUGGGUGUAAAGAAACACAUACAUUUCUGCAUAAUCAAGCCAUGAUCAAAGUAUGUUCAUAUCAGCAAACAACCAAAUAAAACCAACAAAAUGAAUGGCAGUUCUGUAUCUAGUGAAUUUAUUUCAAGAGUUUGUACCACCAGUGUCCCUAAUAAAUUUAUUCUCCCUUUUUUAUGUACAGAAUAGAAAGUUUACCCAAGAUUAAUAAAGGAAAUGGGUUCAUUUAUAAACCUAAAAUAAGGAAUACAUUUUCUGUUCUUUAAACUGAAAAUGAUGCAAUGAAACUUUAAAACUUUCAAAAUAAAUGAAGCACAUUAUAUUAACAUGGUAUGCAUAAUUAGCUUGACAAAACCUUUCCUCCCAAAAAUAGAGUGCUAUGGUUUCUUUUAACCUCAAGCGGACAGUUUUUCUUUUCCUUGCAUUCCCUCUCUUUUAAAGCUUUGUCAAGUUCCUGAUAGGAAUGACAAAUUUGUCCAUCAUGUUCUGGGCUAGAAUGGAGUUCCAACACAUGUUCCCAACAGGCCUUUCGCACAUGACCAAUACCCUUUAUCACAAAAAUGCCUUUUCACACUACAAACUCUCAACCUGGGUUGAACUCAGCCCUGGGUGAACCCAUGACCGCCCUGGGUUGAAAAUUUGAGAUUUCAACCCCGCGUUGUUUCACACUCUUUUUGUGCGAAUUGAGCUUAUCAGGAUGAGUUCGACCUGGAAAUGAGCACAAAAAAUUGUCAACCCUGGUUGAAAAAUCUCAGGGUUGGCAAGGGAUUGCCAAUAUUCAAGUGUGAAUUGUUGCCAGUUUUCAACCGUGCAUCAACCUCGAGAUUUAGAAUAAUAUCUGGAGUGCUAUCCAGCCCAAUUAAUGAACAAAAGAAUUUGCACUUUGAUUUCCCCAGACAAAAGAGUUAUCUGAAAUGGCUCAGGUCAAGCUUUCACACAGGUGCACAGGAGACACCAAGUAACAAUACACAAUGUGUAGAAGUAGCACAAAGGAUUUAGACAUCCCUGAACUAGACAGCAGUCUUGUACCACUUGUCCAAAUUCGUGUGGUACAACAAUGGUGUAACUGGUCUGGUGAAUAAAAUUUAGGUAUACAAAUGUCAUGGAAAACCUUUCAAGAUAUUCGUAUUCAAACUGACCAGUUCAUAGCAUUUUUAGACCUGAGGGCAUUCUCCUCUAGACUGGUUCUAGCAUGAUUUUUUUUCCAGAAAUUCCUAAAUGAUAGUCUCUUAAUUUAGCUGGUUCCCAUGUUACAUGAUGACCAAUGAUUACUGCCAUCUUAGAUCACUCAGGGCUUUCUCCCAUUGGCAGCAUGUUCUUGAAGGGCAAAAGUUGAUGUGGUGCUGAAAUCAUACAGUAAUUAAUUAGUACCGUCGGCACUUUUGAGCAGUAUAAAAAUGUUCAAUUGCAAGCCUGUACUCUAUGUUUGUAUGUUUAAGGAAUAACUUGAGUUUUUUACACAAGUUAUUCAGCAGAAUGAGUAGGAAGUACAUGCAUUUCUCCAAGUCCAAUGUAAUGCAUUCUAGUUACAAAUCCAAAUCAAAAAGUUGUUCUAGUUAUUUAGCCAGAGAUAUGAAAUGGGUAGAGUGAGAAGGGUCAUAAUUUAAUCAUAGAUGUAUUGUCCUGAAUUAUCCAACAUGAUUUGAAUUUGAGUGUUUAUUUUAGUUUCCAAGUUUUGGUUUCUUUUGGUAUACCCAUAUAGUUCUUUCAAGAUAUAUCUGGAUGAACUGCAUUUCUCAAAAGUUUAACGGCCGGAAUUGAACUUUGUUUCUAAGCACUCCUCUAUCUUUUUGUUCUUUUUUCUUGAUUGUAAACUGAUACUCAAAUGAAGAAUAUUUUACUCCAAAAUAAUAAAUCCUUUAUUAAUACAACAAUCAGUAAUCUGUUCUCUUUUUAGGUAAUCGGGCAGUGCCAGGUCACCUAUGUACCUGAGACGUCAUUAAUGACGUUAUGCUUUGCAUACCUAUGCAUUUCUUAUGGCAUCCAGGUGCGAUGUGAUUCAUCAAGC